Medioppia subpectinata is the source of this 857-nucleotide messenger RNA. The record is from the annotation of a GenBank genome assembly. NCBI's taxonomy places the organism in Eukaryota, Metazoa, Arthropoda, Arachnida, Sarcoptiformes, Oppiidae.
CUGCGAUAAAACAUGGUAAAAACAAAUGUUGUGAGAUGUAAUACAAUGCGUGAAAUAUAAUACAUUUUGUUUUAAAACCAAAAUAAAUUCCUAUUUUCUUUGUUCAUAACAUAACGUACUAUAUCGACUGACUUAUUGAAUCAACAAUCGUGCGAAACAUUUCAAAAAAUAUAAUUUUCUCAUUAUUAGUGUGGCUUUUAAUUGCAUAAAUGGACGGAACGGACACACAUUUGAGACAUUUAGACAAUCACAGCGUUUCCAACAGUUAUCUAUUCAUUGAUAAUCACUAUUGGGAUCUCGAUUUCAACGAUAAUAUCGAUGACCACAAGAAGACAGUGAAACUGUGGAGGACUGAGAGCCGACGAUCGUUGCAUUGGUUCGGCGGUCACUAUUCAAUGGCCAUCGGCUUAUGGAGACCGGGAAACCAAAUCGAAACCUGUAUUUUCGGACUCAUUAAUGCCAACAAAACCAUAAUUGACUUUCGGGUACGGGUGGGACACUCGGGUCGGGAGCACAAAAUCAAAGAGUACCAGAAAGUGAUUGAGACAAACAUCGAGUUUAGUGAUUUCGAUCCCACUAUCGCUUAUGUGCCAAAUCGUGAACAAUAUUCGGGCAAAUAUGUUGUGUUUGUUGAACAAAAACAGUCGGAUACCCAAACGUAUCACUUAAUUAGCAAAGUGUUUGAAUUUGACGACAACUAUAUCGGCGCCGAAGUGUUAAAUACUAGUCUCAGGCAAGAGUUGGAUCCGACAGCUCUCCGAUACUUAGACAACAAAUUGGAUGUCAUGUCGAUUACGGCUCAGGAGGACGAGACGGGCCAAUACGGGCUGAUCGUACUCUUCAGGUUCGACAAUGUU